UGUAAGCCUAUUAUCCAGACCAUUGGUCAGAGGAGGAGAUUGAGGUUAGUCUAAGCCCUAAUCCUUGGGAACCUUAUGUUUGUUGUACAGCAAAUACAACCAAGUUCUUGCUCCGCCCCCUUUUAGGCACGCAUGGCACAUCAGUGCGUUUUUUCCCCUUUGCCUCCUUGUUUACCGCUUACGCACCUCAACUCUUCAUCUUGUCUGUGUGGAGGAAGGGGGAGGAAGAGAAGGAAGCAGCGUACACUAUUGAGUAGCUUCCCCCUCGUCUCCAUGACAACCUCACACCCCACCAUCUUCGGAGCAGUCAUCCUGUUUCUACGGUGACCUGAUCCCAUUCCCUUGCUGUUGAUGAUCCGGAUUGAGCCAACAAACAAGAGCAGUCUAGGAACGGAGCCUCGUCUGUCUGUGGAUGGGACGGCAGAUCCCACGCAGGGGCACAGAUUGGAGGACAGGAAGGCUCUGAGAAUGCUGCGGGAGUAGCACGAGAACGUUGCCUGGAAACAGCAGCAUGCCAGUACAACAGAUAACUGUGGUUCCGGCGAGGGAAACCGCAAGCAAUGGCAAGAGCAUUCCUCGCUCCAAAGACAAGAAUGAGGGGAGGAAAGUACCAGGGCGCUCAGGGAGUCGACACAGCAACAUCUCCAAGGCGAGCAACUCAACAGCUGGAGUCACUUCAGUUUCGAGAACAUCAACAACAGCAUCGACUCAGGACAUAUGCAGCUCUGGCCAGCUGAUCAGCUUACAGGAGGAUGCUUCUGAGUUGAACAGACUCAACAAGAACAGAAAAACUACCUCUGCCAUGACAGUCACCAGCACAGCUCUGAGCUCGGCAGCUCAGGGUCAGAAAAGGCCAACCAAGAGGCGCCACCGCCGCAAGAGAAGCAGCUGCACCACCCUAGAUUGUGUAGAGGCCAACUCCAAACAGGAGCAGAGCGACCGCAGCCUCAGCUCUGACCGCAGUGAGCUGGGCGAGAAGAGGGAGCGUUCCUUCAGGAACCGCAGGGAGCUCCCGCCCCGCCUCCGCUGCUCAGGUGCCCAGGAGUCCGACUCGUCCUCCGAGGAUGAGACGUGUCGUGAGACCCGCAGCUGGAGCAAGGAGAAGGCCAGGAGAGCGCGCCGCCGCAGUGUGAGCAGCCGCGAGAGGGAAGCAGCCAACGGGCACAAGGAGGACAAAGCAGAGACAAUGGAGUUGCAGUCGGUAGACUCGGACGAAGGGAAGGAGAAUCAGCCUCUGGUGGAGAGCGAUGGCCUUAAGAAGCGCCACAGCAUCAUGGGCUCAGUAAAGAGAGACGCUCAUGUGUCACAGAAGGAGAGGUCAAGGAGCAAAGAAAACGAGAAAAGUCGCAAAUCACGCAGCCCGAGAGGCAGCUCGUCUUUGGGAGAGGGCGGAGAGGAACUCAUCACCAAGAAAUACCAGGAAAGAGGGUCAGGGGACGGGGACAUGUCCGUGCCCACCCCUCAGAAACACUGUGGGGUGAACGGGGGCAUGCCUCGACCCUGCUCAGAAGACUCUGAGCUGGAGGUCUGCAGGAUUUGCCACUGUGAAGGGGAUGACGAGUUCCCGCUGAUCAUGCCAUGCCGCUGCACGGGGAGCCUUAGCUUCGUCCAUCAGGGCUGUCUCAACCAGUGGAUCAAAUCCUCCGACACCCGCUGCUGCGAACUCUGCAAGUUUGAUUUCAUCAUGGAGACCAAGCUCAAGCCGUUAAACAAGUGGGAGAAGCUGCACAUGUCGAAGAGCGAGAGGAGGAAAAUCUUCUGUUCAGUCUUGUUCCACCUGAUUGCCAUACUGUGCAUGCUGUGGUCUGUCUACAUUCUGGUGAAAAGAACCACUGAAGAGAUCAAACUUGGGAAGAACGAUGAGAUUUGGAGAGUUUCUCUUCUGAGGUCUUAUGAGCAUCAGGGUGUGCUAGAGUGGCCCUUCUGGACCAAACUGAUUGUAGUGGCCAUCGGCUUCACGGGCGGCCUCAUCUUCAUGUACAUCCAGUGUAAGGUCUACCUGCAGCUGUGGCGCCGCCUAAAGGCCUUCAACCGCAUCAUCACGGUGCAGAACUGCCCCGAGAAAAACCUGCACAACUCUCAGACGCGGUCCACCACCCUCACAAACGGCAAGCACGAAACCGUGGAGGUCCCAGUCACUCCGGCUCCCGUACCGACACCCGAGGCCCAGGUGGACUCGGACGUGUCUGUGGAGGCUGCAGUGGCGCCGGCGCAAAAUCCCGUUUGACUCGAUUCUCCUAAAAGGUCAAUCACGCCCUGCUCAUCCUGCGAGACCAGCUGUUAUGAGCACAGUGUGACGUGGACUCUUGCAGCAGUUGCUCUCCAGCUCAAGGGCUGAAGCAGAACUGACCCAGUCCAGGACUGAAACUGGGAAGCUGAGCAGAUCACCUGCAGCAAAAUACGAGGCGACGUGGGUAAGAGAGGAGAAAAGGUCAGAAGCAAACAUGCAGAAAUAAACACGGAGACUUGUGACACGGUAUUACAGAUGCCAUCUUAUUUGUAUGCACUUUGUAAACCUGCACUGACUUAGCUUGAAAUAGUCAAAAGCAUGUGAAUGCUAACAAUGGAAGGCCUCACUAUGCUUCAAACCAACAUUUCACUCAAAACCCACUAAUGUGAGAUAUUAUAAACUGAAUCAGCAGGAGUGAAAGACGGAAAUCUGAAAGGAAAAGCGAGGGAAAGGUCUUCUGCUACUGCACAAAGGUUAACGCCCUGUGGAUGCUGCACAAUUUACUGCACUUUAGAGCAUUUCUGAAUGUUUAACAUUAACACAUUCCUUUCUGCAAGUUUUUGCACUUCACACAAGCCAUGUUCACACUGACAAAUCCCUGUUUGAACCCUUGUCUUUUUGACUGCUGUUAUUCAUCCUGAAACCAGCAGAUCUUAAAAACUGACUAAAUGGGUUUGGAUUGAAUCAUCGAUCUCUCUAAAGCAGGGGUGUCAAACAUAUGGCCAGCAGGCAGGAUACGGUCCGCCAAAUGGCUUAAUCUGGCCCAGUUGUGGAGAGAAAAAAAAUAAAACGAUGUUGAAAAAAAAAGCGUAGAAAUGGGCUAGAAAAAAAGUUUCUAGCCCAUUCCUGUGGCGAGGUAUGGUUAUUUAAAGAAAUGGCUGCAAUGCGCAAUUCCGCCACUAGGGGAGGCAAAGGAAAAGUGGUCUGGAUGACAUGAAUGUGGUCACUGAACCAAAAUGAGGUUGACACCUCUUCUCUAAAGCCUUUUUACUGAUGCAGAAAUGAAGGUACAUUUUUGCAAAGAGUGGGAAAAAAAGGAUGAGUUUGUGACCCAUGUUUUGGAGCCUCUGCAGAAAAUUUGAAUUGCACUUUGAAGCAUACUGAGGCCUUAGCAUUAGCUCUGGACAAUCAGGUCACCAGACACCAAAGAGUCAGAGUUCAGAAACAGGUAUUAAAAAAUAAAUUGUAAUUCCAUCUUAAGUAUGAAUAUAUAUAUCUAUAUUAUUGCCAUAGAAACGUGUUAAAUGUUUGUUAAACCAGAACCUCAAGUAGCUGUUUUGUCUGCAGCUGUAUGUUCUUGUUCACUGGAGAUCAGUCGUUUAUACAUUUGUGUCACUAGAGAUGUCAUUGUUGCCAUCAGUUUGUAACUUGGAUUAAAGCUGUUUGGUCACACUGCACUGAAAUAGACCACAGUUCAUCCACUUUUCUACAGCUUUAUUUAUUAAUGUUGAUGUAAAACGAUUCUCUGCAAAAUGUCGGGCUGUGCGUUGCACCUUUUUUGUCUGUGCAAUAAAGAUUGAAUGUAGAACCCA
Oryzias melastigma (Indian medaka) is the source of this 3762-nucleotide messenger RNA. RefSeq names its product membrane-associated ring finger (C3HC4) 1 (gene march1). The coding region runs from base 512 to 2227 and encodes 571 amino acids. Gene Ontology annotation, biological process: protein polyubiquitination; immune response; antigen processing and presentation of peptide antigen via MHC class II. The transcript has 8 exons. Lineage: Eukaryota; Metazoa; Chordata; Actinopteri; Beloniformes; Adrianichthyidae. Gene Ontology annotation, molecular function: zinc ion binding; MHC protein binding; ubiquitin protein ligase activity. Gene Ontology annotation, cellular component: late endosome membrane; early endosome membrane; cytoplasm. The record is from RefSeq and is a predicted model, not a curated record.